Molecule: messenger RNA, 1116 nt
Organism: Yamadazyma tenuis ATCC 10573
Lineage: Eukaryota; Fungi; Ascomycota; Pichiomycetes; Serinales; Debaryomycetaceae
Source: RefSeq, a predicted model, not a curated record
AUGCUUCGCUUAGUGCGGUUUAACUCCACUAAAAUUGAAACCCAAUCUGCUUUGGCAGAUAGAUUCAGCCAGAUCCUCGAAGAGAAGCUAAAGAAUGACCCGGUCAUUUCCAACAAGUUAAGCCAUCAGGAGAAGUUGAAAUUUGAGUCCCAAUACUCGAAGCACCUCAACUACUUGAAGCUGGAAAACCUUCUAAACCACAACAAGCAUGCAAAACAAAUAGCCAACGAAAGGCCAUGGGAUGGAACAGAGUCCACAAAGAACGUCAAUCUCCGAAUGAUCAUCGACCUGACACCUAAACCCAAACCUACUCGACAUUUGAAAGCAGGUGCUCGGAUCUUGAGUGCCAGAGAGAUCAGUUCUGAGUAUAAAGAAACAAAAAGCCUUCCAAACGCAGCGGAUAAUGAAGAUAACUUCAGAGAGCUCUACAAAGAACGACUUCUAGGUCCAACGAUGUUGGUAAAUCCAAAUAGCCCUCAUACUACUCUAAACAUGGUCAACACUUUGGCGAGUGCACAGAUUAAUUCCAAAAUAGAUUUGACCACGGGCAGGUUCAAUGAUGUUAACAUGGAGAAAGUUCGAGGGAAACCAUUGACUAGAGACCAUUUGGCUAAUGCCACCGACACAAAUUACUUUAUCAACCAGAUUCUAAAUAAGCAAGAUGUACUUCCUCCUUGGAUUGAGAACCAGCAGAAUGUCAACCUAGAAAUAGAAAACUUCAGGAAUAACAUUGACAAGCUGUUGGUCAACUAUUGUAAGCUAAGCGGAAUUCCCGAGAAGUCGGAAUUGAGAAGCAUAUUCCGUUCAAAGCAACUCCACUACUGCACACAUAAGGUGAAACUUAUUAACGCUUCUAUCAGAGACUACAAUCUACAGUCUCCAUCUUCUAGUUUUCAUAAAAUCAAAUUAAAUGCAGUUGAAGAGUUGGAUGGGUGUAUUGAUAGAAACUACGACACACUCCCUGAUAAUAUUAAGGAGUUGAGCCAAAAUGUUGUCUACUCCAACACCAAACAAGGACUUUUGAGUCUUUUUGAUGAACAAAAGGCCGUGAAGCAAAGACGUGUGGAAAAACUCCAGUUUUGGUCAUCAUUCAAGAAGAUGUUCCGAGAAAUAUGA